This is a messenger RNA of Betta splendens (Siamese fighting fish), 2468 nucleotides long. RefSeq names its product tripartite motif containing 16 (gene trim16). Bases 234 to 1988 code for a protein of 584 amino acids. Gene Ontology annotation, molecular function: zinc ion binding; protein binding. The record is from RefSeq and is a predicted model, not a curated record. NCBI's taxonomy places the organism in Eukaryota, Metazoa, Chordata, Actinopteri, Anabantiformes, Osphronemidae. The transcript has 6 exons.
UCAUCUCCCAUUCACAGUAGCCUCAUACCUUGUGACUAGUACCUGAAACUGCUCUGACGUCAGCGAUAGGUUAUACAUUCUCAGAAGGCUUCACACAGCACUAACCCUCUGUGGCUCCACCUCUGUGGGAGGAGACGUGAUCGUGUGUCACCAUCUCAAGGUGCGGCCUUGAGCGGUUGAGCCGGUUCUUUCUAGAGAACUUAUCAGGGCUGACGAGAAGCCGGGAGGGAGUCAUGGCCGACGCAGCAGCCGGAGAAGAACCUCUGUGCUCAGAUGAGCUGAACACAGACCAGCCUGAACCUGCGGACACUCUGCAACAGAACCCGCCAGAACCUGAAGCUGCUGAGGUCCAGGACGCACAGAUGGGACGGGAGGUCAGAACCCAGGACGAGCUGGACGCCGGGAGUCCUGGAGAGACGAUGGCGGGCUCAGAACCGGCCACGGAGGACGAGGGGGAGAACGGAGCCGAAGAGGAGGCGAACGAGCAGGAACCACCUCUGGGCCCCGAUGACGUGGCGUGCGACUCCUGCAUCGAGAGCCCCCGCCGGGCCCUCAAGUCCUGCCUCACCUGCCUGGUGUCCUACUGCGAGGCCCACCUCCGGCCCCACCGGGAGAAGCCCAACUUCCACAACCACCGGCUGGUGGAGCCGCUGCGGGACAUCGAGAGGCGGACCUGCGAGAGCCACAAGUGGCCGCUGGCGCUGUUCUGCCUGGCCGACGCCUGCUGCGUCUGCCAGGACUGCGUGGCGGAGGAUCACACGGGCCACGGCGCCGUUCCUGUGGCGGAGGCUCGCAGGCAGAUAGAGAGGGAGCUGAAGGAGAAGCAGACUGAAACGGUGAAGACGGCGACGGCGGCAGAAAACGCCAUCGAGAAGCUUCAGGUCAACACAGUUUCUAUUGAGCAAUCGGUGACUGAGGUGCGAGGCGUGGUCGAAAACCAGUUCCAGAAGCUGCAGGCGAUGGUGGAGAAGGCCCACAAGGAGGUGACGGAGAUCCUGGAGGUCGAGUACAAGCAAGCGAUGAAGCAGGUGGAGGGCAUCAGGGUCCACCUGGAGCAGAGGUGCACGGAGCUGAAGAAGCGCCAGGCGCAGAUAGAGAAGCUCUCCAGGAACAAGAACGACGUGGACUUCCUCCAGGACUAUUCAGAAUGGAAGAAAGAAGCGGCUGACGUUUCUCUGCCCGGCGUCUACAUCGGCCUGGUGGACGGUCUGAAAGCCUUCAGCCGCGUCAUCACGGACUCCACGCAGGAGCUCUGCACCAGCCUCGAGUCCUCGUACAUCGAGAAAGUGAGAAAGACGUGCAAAAACGAUAAAACGGGAAUAAAGACGACGGUUCAUGAAAUCGCUGCCAUCCUCCCAGAUCCAGUCACACACGCAGACUUCCUCAAGUAUGUCGCCAACAUGAGCUUCGAUGCUGACACAGCUCACAAGUUUCUGCGGUUGACAGAGGAAAACAGGAAGGUGGCGAACACCACGCCCUGGCAGCACCCCUACCCCGACCUGCCGGAGCGCUUCGAGAACUGGCGCCAGGUUCUGACCACAGAGAGCUUCUAUCUGGGCCGGCACUACUUCGAGGCGGACAUCAGCGGCGAAGGCACCCACAUCGGUCUGACCUACAAGAGCAUUGACCGCAAGGGCACCGCUGGCGACAGCUGCAUCACGGGGAACAACUUCUCCUGGUGCCUCCAGUGGAACGGACGCAGCUUCUCGGCCUGGCACAGCGGCGUGGAGACGCCCCUCGGCGUGGGGAAGUUCACCCGCAUCGGGGCGUACGUGGACUACAAGCAGGGCCUGCUGGCUUUCUACGGGGUGGACGACAAAAUGACGCUCAUCCACAGGUACCAGGCAGAGUUCCGGGAGCCUCUGUAUCUGGCUGUGUGGUUGCCUAAAAAGGAAAACGUCGUUGCCUUGGUUGCACCUGGGGAUCCGAUAGCCCUCAGGAACCCCUCCCCCCCCAGGUCCCCUCCGAAUGGGCCUGCUGCUUCAUGAGCCGGCGGCGGAGCAGCGGUGCACGUCGGGGACAAUCGAAGCCAAAAUACACUGUAUGAUGAUGUUUACAGCCCAGAACAUAAGUUCGCUUCCAUUCAAGCAUUACAUUCUGAAUUCAAACUUGUGUUGGUUCUGUUUAAGCUCAUAUCUUUGAUUGUUUUGUUGUUGUUGCUACAGUUAUUGUUCCUCUCUACACUGUGAAUGAACUUUUUGUCCUAUAUUUGUUGUUUGCAUAGACAAAUUUGAAUUUGCAUGUACAAAAUUGUACAAAAACAUGUUGAAUACGGUCUUUUGAAUUUGAACUACGUGUUGCUAGAAAUGUAAAAGUCUUAUUAUGUUGUACUUGGAAUUAUUGCUCCUAUUCUAAAUUAAUUUAGUAGAGUAUAAACUGCAACAUGUGCCUUUGAAAUAAUAAGUUGAGGUUUGAAGUAACAGGUGGGAAAACUCAAAAUCUUCCAAAAAUAAAGAUUAUAAACUGAA